AUGGGACAUGGAAAAGCAGUUGAUCAACUGUAUACGAUGUAUCCUUUUCCUGUUAUGGCGGUAUUCCUCGCCGUGAAUUCCAUCAACAGUCUCAUUGGAAAGUUCCAAAAGAAGAGAGUAUGCAGCAAUCUCUCUGGACACGAACGAAUCAAGAGUCCUAAUCCACUACUCACAUCCAUCAUGGAGACAAUUGUGGAUUUCUGGGAACUUAAACUAAUUGGAGAGUACGGACUCCGAAACAAACGUGAAAUCUGGCGGGUCGCCUAUACGCUAUCCAACAUUCGUCGUGCCGCGCGUGAACUUCUAACCCUUGACGACAAAGAUCCUCGACGAUUGUUUGAGGGUAAUGCGUUGAUUAGGCGUUUGGUUAGAAUUGGGGUAUUGGACGAGACAAAGUUGAAGCUGGAUUACGUACUUGCGUUAAAGAUUGAAGACUUUUUGGAGAGGCGGUUGCAGACACAAGUGUUUAAGUUGGGAUUGGCGAGGAGUAUUCAUCAUGCCAGAGUUUUGAUUAGGCAGAGGCAUAUUUGUGUUGGAAAGCGAAUUGUCAACAUUCCCAGCUUCACUGUUCGUCUCGAUUCCCAGAAGCAUAUUGAUUUCUCUCAGACAUCACCAUAUGGUGGUGGACGUCCGGGACGCGUUAAGAGAAAGCGUCAAAAAAGUGCUUCGAAGAAUGCUAAUGAGGAGGAAGAUGAUGAAUAA
Messenger RNA from Paraglomus occultum, 702 nucleotides. The record is from the annotation of a GenBank genome assembly. Lineage: Eukaryota; Fungi; Glomeromycota; Glomeromycetes; Paraglomerales; Paraglomeraceae.